Molecule: messenger RNA, 384 nt
Organism: Penaeus monodon (black tiger shrimp)
Lineage: Eukaryota; Metazoa; Arthropoda; Malacostraca; Decapoda; Penaeidae
Product: ATP-dependent translocase ABCB1-like
Exons: 2
Coding region: 25-369 (114 amino acids)
Biological process (GO): transmembrane transport
Cellular component (GO): membrane
Molecular function (GO): ATP binding; ABC-type transporter activity
Source: RefSeq, a predicted model, not a curated record
CUACGUAAACUGACCUUUGCUGCCAUGGUGCGUCAGGAGGUUGGAUGGUUCGAUGAAGAAAGGAACUCAGUCGGAGCUCUGUGUUCCAAACUGUCAGGAGAUGCUUCGGCUAUACAAGGGGCGACGGGCUCUCGCGUGGGCACCAUUGUGCAGGCGAUCACUACCCUGGGCAUCAGUAUUGUCCUAGCGUUAUACUACGACUGGCGCCUUGGGUUGGUCACGCUGCCCUUCAUCCCGUUCGUCCUGGUAGCGGUAUACCUGCAGAGCAAGAUCCUGAUGGGCCAGAGCGUCACCGAGUCCAAAGUCUUAGAGAAUGCGGGAAAGGUAAGUCCGGCGAACAAAGUUAAUCGGCCUGAAGUUGUAAGUUGAGUGAAUAGCAUGUUA